This is a messenger RNA of Arctia plantaginis, 711 nucleotides long. The record is from the annotation of a GenBank genome assembly. NCBI's taxonomy places the organism in Eukaryota, Metazoa, Arthropoda, Insecta, Lepidoptera, Erebidae.
AUGUUAUUAACUCCAAGGAUAAUUUCGUCGGCCGCAGCUCUAGCAAUAACUUGUGCAAUUUCUGCGGCAGCUUAUUAUUACAAGAGUCGCAGUCUGGAAAUCAAUGAAGUCAUGGUGUUUUGCAAACUACAAUACAACGCGUACAAUUACUUCGAUAAGUUGAUUAGUUAUGUGGAAGCUGCCAAAAAAAGCGUGAAUGUGUGCAUGCCUACCAUUCACAAUCCUGCUAUUCAAGGCCGCUUGGUAUCAUUACUAAAGAAAAAAAACAUCAAAAUUCGAAUCAUUAUUGACCGAACUGGUUAUAACGAAUCUACAGACUUUCUUAUAAAAGAACUUAUUGAUGCUGGUGCUGAAGUAAAGUGUAAACCAAAUGAACCGUUUUACAAGAUGCAGCAUAAAUUCUGCUUAGUUGACGAUAAAAUCCUUAUGACAGGCACGCUGGAUUGGGGUAACGACCGUUCUGCUGAUAACUGGAACUAUGUAUAUAUAACAAAUAAACUUCAGCUUGUCGAACCAGUAAAAAAAGAAUUUUAUGAAUUGUGGAGUCAAUUUUCUAACGAUUUAGAGUCAAAUAGAGUAAAACGUCUUUUAAGCGAUUCUUCUAAUAUAUCAUCUAUUAGUUUUGAUAGCAAAAGUCCAGCAACCGCUUAUGAUGUAACUGAACCUAGUACACGGGAUUUAGCAUUGACUCCUGAAAUUUGUUUACCGUAG